AAUCGUUUUGCAUGCAGGCACGUAUAUUUUAAUAAAGAGAAGAUUAUAAUAAUAGGUGGCAAUCUCUCUCUUUUACAUAUCCACUCCAAAAUAAGUUCAUAAUUAAUUCAUCAUUCACUACCAUGGACAAGGCAUCAUUCUCCAUUCACGAAGGAAAGCCAAUUCGAUGCAAAGCAGCAAUAUCUAGAAAACCAGGAGAAGCAUUGGUGAUAGAAGAGAUCUACGUUGAUCCACCCCAACCUUACGAAGUUAGGAUUAAGAUCCUAUGCACAUCUCUGUGUCACACCGAUUAUACUUUCUGUAAAUUAGACAGUGGACCGCUUGCAAGGUUUCCUAGGAUUCUAGGACACGAAGCAGUCGGCGUGGUGGAGAGCAUUGGUGAACAUGUGGAUGGAUUUCAACUAAACGACGUCGUUUUGCCUGUGUUUCACCCUCACUGUGAAGAAUGUAGAGAUUGCAAAUCCUCAAAGAGCAACUGGUGCGCAAGAUUUGCUGAUGACCUUUUACCAAACACCAGACGAUACGGAAUGACUUCAAGAUUCAAAGACUCUUUUGGAAAAGAAAUUUACCAUUUUUUAUUUGUAUCGAGUUUUUCUGAAUAUACCGUCGUGGAUAUCGCACAUCUAGUCAAACUAUCUUCUGAAAUCCCGGUCAAUAAGGCGGCAUUACUCAGCUGCGGUGUCUCCACAGGAGUUGGAGCAGCUUGGAAAGUGGCUGACGUUGAAGAAGGCUCCACCAUUGCAGUUUUUGGCCUUGGUACUGUUGGACUUGCGGUUGCAGAAGGAGCCAGGCUGCGUGGGGCUGGAAAGAUCAUUGGGGUUGAUCUAAAUCCUGAUAAAUUUGAGCUAGGUAAGAAAUUUGGUGUCACGGAUUUCAUUAAUCCUGCCUUGUGUGGAGAAAAGAAAAUUAGCGAGGUGAUCAAAGAAAUGACAAGAGGAGGAGUUGACUAUAGCUUCGAAUGCGUUGGUUUACCUUCUUUAUUGACCGAAGCUUUCAACAGCACCCGCACGGGUUCAGGCAAGACGGUAGUGUUGGGGAUAGAUAAGGAUUUAACGCCAACAAGUUUGGGUUGUUUGGAUCUUUUUAGAGGCAGACAUAUUUGCGGAAGCAUGUUUGGUGGUCUUAAACCCAAACUAGAUAUUCCGAUUCUCGUGGAUCAUUACUUAAAAAAGGAGCUUAAUCUGGACAGUUUUAUUACACAUGAAUUGAAAUUUGAGGAAAUCAACAAGGCUUUUGAUUUGUUAGUGCAAGGGAAGUCUCUCCGCUGCAUUUUAUGGAUGGACAAAUAAUAAAUACUAGGAUAUAUCCCGU
Molecule: messenger RNA, 1311 nt
Organism: Camelina sativa (false flax)
Lineage: Eukaryota; Viridiplantae; Streptophyta; Magnoliopsida; Brassicales; Brassicaceae
Product: alcohol dehydrogenase-like 5
Biological process (GO): formaldehyde catabolic process
Cellular component (GO): cytosol
Molecular function (GO): zinc ion binding; S-(hydroxymethyl)glutathione dehydrogenase [NAD(P)+] activity; alcohol dehydrogenase (NAD+) activity
Source: RefSeq, a predicted model, not a curated record